This is a messenger RNA of Ornithodoros turicata, 1061 nucleotides long. RefSeq lists its product as uncharacterized. The record is from RefSeq and is a predicted model, not a curated record. The coding region runs from base 112 to 1032 and encodes 306 amino acids. NCBI's taxonomy places the organism in Eukaryota, Metazoa, Arthropoda, Arachnida, Ixodida, Argasidae. The transcript is spliced from 8 exons. Gene Ontology annotation, molecular function: methyltransferase activity.
CGACUUACGCAUAUUUGGAGGACAAAUCAGGCGACGGAAGUAGAAGAAGAAACAAAGUCUCGUGGGCCUAGCCGUUCCUUUUGGCCCCGCGUCUGGGGACGAUGUGUUCUGAUGACUGAAGGCUCGGGUAACGCGGGCGAGGGCUUCCACCCGCAGGACACGUCUUGGCUUCGAAGGACAGACAACGUACUCAUCAAUCUAGCUACACUGGUGACUCCUGAUCGACUCAGCAGCCAAGACCCACCAGGCGACCCUUUGGUCGUUGACGAAAUCUUUUCGCACUUGUCUCCGGUGCAAACUCCGGACUUUGCCCAACUCGUGCACAUUUUUAGCGCCAAGACCAACCAGUUUCCCGACAUGGCAAAGAAACCUUCAACGAGCUCCUUGGAUCGGUCAGACAUAGUCGAUUUCGUUGUAGAUGAUCGAGCACCCGAAGAAACGAAAGCCAUUUACAAUAGCUGGGCUCCCAACUACGAAGAGGACAUGACAGUUCAAAAGUACAAAGCUCCUGCCAUCAUAGCACAGUUCAUCAGUCAGGAAUUGAAAUCUCCAAAGACUGCUGCUAUCUUAGACGUGGGCUGUGGUACUGGUCUUCUGGGAGUCCAGCUCAAGAGCCUUGGCUACUCCACCAUGGACGGCUUAGACUACAGCGACGAGAUGCUGGCCGAAGCCAAGAAGAAGGCCCUUUACAAGAGGCACUUCUUGGAAAAAGUGGCUAAAGGGUUCAAGCUCCCCAUGCGAGAUGCGGAGUACGACCUGGUCGUCCUCUGUGGUUCCCUUAUGCCCGGGCACAUCAUGCCGGACGCACUACCUGAGCUGGCGAGGCUCGUCAGAACGGGUGGAUACCUGACGUGGAUUCAUCGUACGCUAGACCAUUACGAACAUAAAUCUGAGCAGUUUUUGGAAAGUCGCUUCACGGCAACAUUGCAGGCCUUGUGCAAACAGCAACGGAUGGAUCUUGUGGUUCGUAAGAAGGUUCAAGACUAUCGUUGCAAGAGCGACGGACAAAUAUUCGCCCUUAAAAAGAAAUAAACUCUCUUGGUUGUCAGGGAACAUUUGAA